AUGAAGGUCGUCCACGAGCUGCAGCGCCAGGCGCGUGAGGCCAAGGAUGCCUUGGCAGCAGCUGUCAGCAGCAACGACCAUUUGAAGGAGCAGUUGCAUGAACAACAAGCUCGCUUGGAGGAGAAGAGCGGCCAAGAUCUGCAGGAGUGCCAAGAACCCUUUGAGGAGCGUUUGGUGGAGGUGAAACGACAGGCUGAGGCGGAAGUGGCACUCACCAACAAACAGAUUGAGGCCAUGGACGGCGAGGUGCAAGAAUGUGACCAGGAGCUCGUCAGACUUCUGACUGAGCAGGAGGCGUUGAUGGAUGAGGUGAAGCACCUGGCCGGGGACGCUUCCUUCUGGAGGUCCUCUUGGGAUGCUGAGAAUGCGAACCGAGAGGCCCUCGAGAAUGAGAUGAAUGCUGCGAAGCACCAUUUCAAUGGCGAGUUGCUGACGUUGGAGACCGACUGCGAGCGCAUCGCGGUGAACAACGAGGAUUUGGAGCAGGAGAUUCGAGAUCUCUCAGGCGAAGCGCAGCAGAAGCGCCGGCUCAUGGUGAGUCGCGAAGGCGAGAGCAGCGCCCGGCAGGCGGCUGCCGAGGCACACCUCAAAGAGUCCCAGGAGUUGCUGGGCUUUUGCCAGCAGCGCUUGCGGGACGCGGCGGAGCAGCGGGCCCGCGCCACGGCGGACGCCGAAGGGCGGCAGAAAGCGCAGGAGGUGAUUUCGGUCUUGGAGCGGAACUUGGCGACUCAGGUGCAAGCGCGCUUCACCAUGCGAGAGCGCUAUGGCACCAUGCUGGAGAAUGAGCGGCAACUGCAUGAGCAGGCCACGCAGACUGUGACUAGAGACCAAUAA
Messenger RNA from Durusdinium trenchii, 834 nucleotides. Lineage: Eukaryota; Dinophyceae; Suessiales; Symbiodiniaceae. The record is from the annotation of a GenBank genome assembly.